CACCAUUAUUUCAUAACCUGCUGUUUUUCUAAAUUUUAUUAAUUAAAGAUUCUCUUUUAAAUUAUUUAAAAUGCGGCUUACAAAUCGGUUAUGCGCUCAACACAUAGGGUGGCACUUUAAGAAGCAUUGGCUGGUUCAGGGCAAGCGUGUGCCCCGCGAAACUGGCGCUGCCGCUGAGUUGCUAAGGCUAGCGGUCCCUGUUAGGACACCUGAUGACUUAUUGAAACCGAAAGUAGAGAGACGUAUGCUCGAUUUCAUUGGAACAGGACAAAGACCGAUUGCCGAGGCGAAUGCGUAUUCAAAUUCGGGUUCUGCUGCUUGCCAUUCCUAUGAUGACAACAGUCUGCUAAUUGGUGGAUUAGCCCAAGCCCAAGUAUUGACAAAUACAAUAGAGGUUAAAACGUACCCUCCUAAAAUCGAAGAGGCUAUUGCCAACCAGAAGUUGCCAAACGGUAUUGAUAGAAAUAUUCGAAACGCUAUAUUGUCUGCACACGUGCUUGACGCUGAACAAGUGAAGUUGCCCAAGAUUAAGUUAAUUGAAAGACCUGCCUUUAACUUGCCUCGCAGCUAUGGAAUCUCCCACGAGAGAAUCAACCGUCUGCUGGUAAACAAAAUAUUAUAUGAAAUUGAAAAAUUGGCUGGACAUUCGCUCACAGUACGCCGUAAGCUGCUCGAUAAUGCUUCAUUUAGAACGUCGUUGUGUAAAGACAGUGAUCAGAUCGGAUUUGCGAUCAACGCAAAUAAAUUAGUUUGCUCCAAUCGUGCGAUUGAUGAAGUUAAAUUGAAGUUUAACGGGAUUUUGCCUGAUCUGUACCCAAUGAAAUGUACAAUUUCAAUACCAAAAAAGCAUGUUGUUGAUAGUGGCAACUUCUAUCCGUUUCGGACAGAAGCUACCUGCUCUCAUCCACACACCGUUUUUUCUUUCUUUGACACAAAUUUGGUAAACACUCAUGGAUCCGAGGUCACAACUUCUCAAUUUCACGCGCGAACAAUGUUAAAAGCGUUUGUUGUUGCUGUGGCACGUGCCAAGCAUUUGCAUGGCCCCUCCGCAGAUGGAGAUCUUCUGAAACCAAUUGUGGUACAAAGUGUUCAGACCGACGGCAGGACUUUUCAUUUUGGCGUUUUCCAGCUGAAUACUCUUAACAUUAGUUCUCAGAACACAUUAAAGAAUUAUUGGUUUCAUAGGGAGAGUUACGAACUAUUUUCAAAGUGUGGCCAAGAAGCUGGUAGGCCGCAUUUAGAAAAUUACAAUGGCGACAUCUUCCGCAUACUUAAUGCAUUUUAUUGUAGCUCCUGAAAAUAUACAAAAUAAAGUUUUAAACA
Drosophila subobscura is the source of this 1323-nucleotide messenger RNA. It is a transcript of the gene mRpL37, whose product is annotated as 39S ribosomal protein L37, mitochondrial. Lineage: Eukaryota; Metazoa; Arthropoda; Insecta; Diptera; Drosophilidae. The record is from RefSeq and is a predicted model, not a curated record. Gene Ontology annotation, molecular function: structural constituent of ribosome. Gene Ontology annotation, biological process: translation. Gene Ontology annotation, cellular component: ribosome; mitochondrion. Bases 71 to 1297 code for a protein of 408 amino acids. The transcript is spliced from 4 exons.